This is a messenger RNA of Rotaria sp. Silwood2, 624 nucleotides long. NCBI's taxonomy places the organism in Eukaryota, Metazoa, Rotifera, Eurotatoria, Philodinida, Philodinidae. The record is from the annotation of a GenBank genome assembly.
AUGAAAAUACCACGAAAAUCUUUUCAUAUACUUGAACAAUAUGGAAAUUUUCUUCAAAAGAUUUUUACUCUCUCAACAGAAUUUAAUAUUGAAAUUCAAACAAUUAUUAUUGAAACAAUUGAUCGAAUAUUUGAUUUAAUCAAAGAAAAUUUUUUUCAAAUAAAACAAAACAAAUAUCAAGUUCUUUUUAAACAAUUAAUUCAUACUAUUUUAAAUUAUGAUAUUAUACCAAAUAUUCAAAAACAUUCUAUUCAAUAUCUACGACAAUUUCUUCAUUUAUUAUUUAUACACAUUAAACAACCAACAAUGACGACGAAUGUUCAGCUACUUAUUGAACAAAUCGGUUGUCAUCAAUCUUAUUUUUUAUUAGUUUUUGAACGUAUAUUGAUCGAAUUACUUGUUUAUUUUGAUAAAUCCGAUUCCAAUUCAGCAUAUAUUUUAAUUUUGAUGAAUAUUCUUGAAAAAUUAAUAUCAUCAAAUGAUAGUACUACAUUAGAACAAAUAUUAAAUAAUGAAUCAGUUCGUCAACAAUUUCAUGCUUUACUUUAUACAUGUUUAUCUUCAAAUAAGAAUGAGAUUUCAUUAAUUAUUUCUCUUUGGAAUAUUUAUGGUCGAAUUUUAUAA